AAAUGCGGGCUCGCUUUCGCCCCCUUCCUCUCGGCUCUCCCACCUGUCGCCCGCCUGCACAUAAAACGGCAGCGGGCACCCCUCCUCUCCUUUCCGUUUCCCUUGCCUCUCCCGCCGGCCCCCACCUCGCUCGCUCGUAACAACAGGCGCGUCACGGCAACAACACGGCGGCAGGGACGGAAAAGGAAAGCCGAGGAGAGGAGAGAAGGAGAGAAAGAGGGCGGGCGGGCGGGGAGCAGCGGCUACGGCCAAACCCUACGCGGCCCCUUGUAUCUCCUCCCACCAUCUCCCCCCUUGCCAUUUUUGCCGCGCGAGCCGUCGGCAGUGGAUCGGAGAGGAGGACGGAGGAGUUGGUUUCCGGCUGCUGCGAUUGGAGGAAGCGGGUGGUUCCAAGAUGGUACGGGGGAAGACGCAGAUGAAGCGGAUAGAGAACCCGACCAGCCGGCAGGUGACCUUCUCCAAGCGCCGCAACGGGCUGCUAAAGAAGGCCUUCGAGCUCUCCGUCCUCUGCGACGCCGAGGUUGCCCUCGUCGUCUUCUCCCCGCGCGGCAAGCUCUACGAGUUCGCCAGCGGCAGUGUGCCGAAAACAAUUGAACGUUAUAAAACAUACGCAAAGGACAAUGUCAGGAGCAAGACAGUACAUCAAGAUAUAGAGCAAGUAAAAGCUGAUGCUGAGGACCUAGCGAAGAAACUUGAAGCUCUUGAAGCUUAUAAAAGAAAACUUUUGGGUGAGAAGUUGGAAGAAUGCUCAAUUGAAGAACUGCACAGCCUGGAAGUGAAACUUGAAAAGAGCCUCCAUAGCAUCAGGGGAAGAAAGACUCAGCUGCUGGAAGCGCAAGUCAAUAAGCUGAGAGAGAAGGAGAUGACCUUGCGCAAGAGCAAUGAAGAUUUACGUGAAAAGGUAACGUGCAAGAAUCAGCCUCUGUUGUUGACUCCUGCGCCGGCAGUCAUCACCGUGGAAGAUGAUCACACGGACCAGAACGACGACGGCAUGGAUGUGGAAACGGAGCUGUAUAUAGGACUACCUGGCAGAGAGAAUCGCUCCAACAAGGCCAUAGCAGUUAGUCCGGGUCAGGCUAACCAUGCUUAAGAAACAGGCGGGGAAUAAUCUAGAUCUCUGGUGUGGAAAUGUAAGCCAAGUAAUGAAGCCCUAUUAAAUCAAUCGCAUUGUAUUUAACAGACCUGUGUUUUCCAUGGAUGCAAAUGCAACAAACAUCUGACAGAAAUACCAUGUAGUUGCUGCCGAUACCUUCGUUCAGUCGAAAUCUAAAGUAUACACCUGCU
Messenger RNA from Phragmites australis (common reed), 1284 nucleotides. Its product is annotated as MADS-box transcription factor 50-like. Gene Ontology annotation, molecular function: protein dimerization activity; DNA-binding transcription factor activity, RNA polymerase II-specific; RNA polymerase II cis-regulatory region sequence-specific DNA binding. Gene Ontology annotation, biological process: positive regulation of transcription by RNA polymerase II. The record is from RefSeq and is a predicted model, not a curated record. Bases 395 to 1090 code for a protein of 231 amino acids. The transcript has 8 exons. NCBI's taxonomy places the organism in Eukaryota, Viridiplantae, Streptophyta, Magnoliopsida, Poales, Poaceae. Gene Ontology annotation, cellular component: nucleus.